Messenger RNA from Ceratotherium simum simum (southern white rhinoceros), 1533 nucleotides. NCBI's taxonomy places the organism in Eukaryota, Metazoa, Chordata, Mammalia, Perissodactyla, Rhinocerotidae. The record is from RefSeq and is a predicted model, not a curated record.
AUGGCUAUGGACCAGACAUUUUCAAGGGGUCGUGGAAAAUCCCAAGAUAGCCCUUGGGGAUCGGAGCUGCCUCCGUCUCUACCGUCCCAAGGAACCCUUACUGAAAAGCGGGACUGUAGCUCUGAGGCUUGGCACGUCAGCUUUAGAGCGUUUACAAGCUCGGAGGAAUCAGACCCCGUCAAGGAUCUGAGGAGACUCUAUGGACUCUGCCGUCUGUGGCUGAGGCCAGAUCUUCACACCAAGGAGCAGAUUCUGGAUAAGCUGGUGAUGGAGCAGUUUAUGAUCUCAAUGCCGCAGGAGCUCCAGGUCUUAGUUAAGGAGAGUGGUGUGGAGAGUUGCAAAGACCUGGAGAACAUGCUAAGAAAUAGCGUGAAACCCAAGAAAUGGACGGUAGUCAGCUUACAAGGACAGAAAUUUCUUGUGCAAAAUUCAGAUGCUCAGAUGGCUGAAGCUGAGGUCAGUGACAUGGACGAUGUGAGAGGCUUGUCCAGGAAGCCCCAAACCUCUGUGAGUGAGAUAUAUCCAGAGAACAGCCAGAAGGUCAGCCAAGAGCUGGGGAACCCGCCAGGAAUCAAUGAAAUCUCAAGGGCGCAGGGACAGAAAGUUCUCCUGCCAGAGACCGCUCUUGAAGUAGGUGAACUGGAGGGUCUGAGACCCAAGCAGAACUUGGAGAACGACCUGAUGGAAGACAAGGAAGAGACAAAAGUACAUAAAUCUAAAGACCCUCAGCUUCUGGAGGGUCCUGCAGAUUGUGUGAGGGCAAAGGGUGGGAAGAAUCCCCGAGAAGAAACUUCUGUUAACAAUGUGGAUGCUGACAUACCUUCCACCCACAUUUCGGAGAGAGAAGUGUCAACUCCGAGUAGGAACAGAAGAGAUUCUUGGAAGAGUCCAAGAAGCUCCAAAAGAAGAAAACAGGACAACGCCUCCAUUUGCCAAGAAGUGCCUCCAGAAGGAGCCUCAUAUUUGGACAAAAGAGAAUUCUCAGGACAACUUGGGUCAAAUUCAGUUCAUUCACCAAGCGCUGUGGGAUCAACCGGUCUUCCUGUUGGCAAAGAAGCCACGGGAUGGACACCCUACGAAUGUAGGGUAUGCAAGAAGAGAUUUCAUUAUAAAUCUCAGUUCGACAUUCACCAGAGGACACACACAGGCGAGAGACCCUUCAGAUGCAAUAUCUGUCCCAAGGGUUUCAUGCAGUCUUCAGACCUCCGAGUUCACCAGCGAAUCCACACAGGCGAGAAGCCAUACUGCUGUAGGCUCUGUCUCAAGAAGUUCACUCACGACUCCACCCUGCGUAGCCACGAGAAGGUCCACACCAAGGAAAAGCCUUACCAAUGUGAAGAUUGUGAGAAAGCUUUCAGCCACAGGGGGAAUCUCAACGUUCACCGACGCACCCACUCUGGACUCAAACCCUAUAUGUGUCACCAGUGUCACCAUGCCUUCCGUCAGCUGGGGACUUUUAAACGCCACCAAAAAACACAUUCAAAAAUGACUCCCAAGAAGGAAAUUAACGGUGAUCUGUCACCUGUGUUAUAA